AUGUCCUUUAUCGCUACCGCGACCAGCAGCUUCACUUCCUCCCCUACACCACCACCAGCGACCGUGGCUAGUACUGCUGCGACUGAUGGCCCUGUGAUGCUGGCUCUCAUCAUGUCAGUCAUGGUGACUUCGAUUUGCUUCGUGGCAUUCUUGUGGCAAUGCAUACAGUGCUAUGUUUGCUUUCGAAAAUUGAACUGGUCUCAGGUCAUCGUGAUCCUCAUGUGCCAGUGUGUACUCGGUGGAGUGUUCUCUGCCUUAUGCUUGGCCGAGUACCUACUUUCGAUUUCCUGUGAAUUUCGGGCUGUGGCUGAGCUGAUUGCCAUUAACAUCGGCGACUUCUUGCUGCAAGCUCUGUUACUGCAUCGCGUAUACGCUAUCAAGCGUUCCAAGUGGGUCCUUAUCACCGGUAUCUCUCUUCUUGCGUCGAUUAUCAUCUACAUCAUGAUCUCAUUGGCUGCUGGCCAGCUGGUAGCCAUCCCAGUCAAUGCAUUUGUAUGCGUUACCCAGUCUCGCGCUUGGGUUAUCUACGGCAAGGCGAUCCUCGAUAUCACUUUCUACUUGGCGGCCUAUGUUAUGUUUAUCCUGCAAGCUUAUCGGCAGAAAAUAUGCUUAGAACUCAGCCUUAAGCAAGCUCUCCUACACAAUGGCUUGCUAUACUGCCUUCUUGCAAGUGGGUACGGGUGUAUCAUGUCCUACUUUAUCCUCAAGCAUAUCGUUAUUAUAUGUGCACAAAAACCACAUGGAAAUCGGACAACUACUUUGUACCCCUCUGGCAAGGACAACACAGCAGAUACCCUUUCUCUCAAUCUUACUAGACUUGUAGAACUACCUGCUCCAGAAAGAAGGGAUAGCGGCAUGAUUAGAUAUUGA
This is a messenger RNA of Umbelopsis ramanniana AG, 870 nucleotides long. RefSeq lists its product as uncharacterized. Bases 1 to 870 code for a protein of 289 amino acids. The transcript is spliced from 4 exons. The record is from RefSeq and is a predicted model, not a curated record. NCBI's taxonomy places the organism in Eukaryota, Fungi, Mucoromycota, Umbelopsidomycetes, Umbelopsidales, Umbelopsidaceae.